AUGAAUUAAAUGACCUGGACAAUAUUUCUAUAAGCGAUUUAAGUGACGUUGACCCAGAAACUAAUAAUAUUAUAAUAGGAGUUUGUGAUAAGAUAUCUAAACCUUGUGGUAGAAGAAAUGUUGGAAGUAAUUGGAAAAUUAAACUGAAAGGAGGACUUAUGAAGAUUGAUGGGAAGGAAAUGUUUUUUCAUGGUUUACAAGGAGAAUUGGAAUUUUAA
Plasmodium reichenowi is the source of this 218-nucleotide messenger RNA. RefSeq names its product transcription initiation factor IIA subunit 1, putative. Gene Ontology annotation, biological process: transcription initiation at RNA polymerase II promoter. The transcript has 3 exons. The annotation marks the transcript as partial. NCBI's taxonomy places the organism in Eukaryota, Apicomplexa, Aconoidasida, Haemosporida, Plasmodiidae. The record is from RefSeq and is a predicted model, not a curated record. Gene Ontology annotation, cellular component: transcription factor TFIIA complex.